AUGCUGCUCUCACAUUCCCAUCCCCCGGAUACCAGGGGCCAGACGGCGCUUCACAUGGCAGCCUGGAGCCAACGCCGAGGAGUCUGCCUGGCGCUGUUAGAAUCCGGAGCUAUUCCUGGACUCAUAGACAACGCCGGCCUGACUUCGAGUGAAGAAGCGAAACGGGCUGGAGAUUCGGAGCUGGCUAAACUGAUAAUCAGUUAA
Messenger RNA from Protopolystoma xenopodis, 204 nucleotides. NCBI's taxonomy places the organism in Eukaryota, Metazoa, Platyhelminthes, Monogenea, Polystomatidea, Polystomatidae. The record is from the annotation of a GenBank genome assembly.